Messenger RNA from Aspergillus tanneri, 1032 nucleotides. Its product is annotated as FAD-dependent oxidoreductase. The record is from RefSeq and is a predicted model, not a curated record. Gene Ontology annotation, cellular component: mitochondrion. The transcript has 3 exons. NCBI's taxonomy places the organism in Eukaryota, Fungi, Ascomycota, Eurotiomycetes, Eurotiales, Aspergillaceae. Gene Ontology annotation, molecular function: oxidoreductase activity. Bases 1 to 1032 code for a protein of 343 amino acids.
AUGAGCCAGGCAUCGAUACCGCAUCUUGUGCGUACCGCCGCUGAGCCCCGACAGAACCGCCUGUACAAUGUGCGACUCUCGCAUGUCGAGCAGGCCAAUCCCUCGGUUCGAUUGCUCCAAUUAGCCAUUCCGCCGCAGAGUGUGGAGGAACCAGAGUCGGAAGGGGAAAUCGAGCCUGAUCACCCACAACCAUUCACUUUUCUCCCAGGCCAAUGGCUAGAUGUAUAUAUUCCCUCUAUUUCCCAUGCCGGGGGGUUCAGCAUCACCUCCACGCCAGCUGAUGCCCAGAUACUCCCAUCUCCACAACCACGAACAGAAUCGCUAGCCAUCGUUGAAGAGGAAGAACCGGGCCUAUCACCGGUUAAUCCCCAGGGACGAGCUCCCUACGUCGAACUUGCUGUGCAGUCGGCGCCCGGGAACCCGGCCAGUGCAUGGCUCUGGAAACCCGCGACGGAGAUCCAGGGGAAAGAACUGACCAUCAGGGUUGGAGGGAGCUUCGUAUGGCCUCCGUCAGGGAUUGUUCUUGAGGAGGUCAGAAAUGUGGUCUUGGUUGCUGGGGGAAUGGGUAUCAAUCCCUUAAUCUCCAUCCUCUCACACCUCAACAACAACGCCGACGAAAUCACGGCCCUCCACCACCCCUUCAACAUCCACUGUUUAUACUCCACCAAAUCCCCCGAGGCAUCAACCCUCGACCACAUCCUAUUCCUCUCUCGACUCCGUCACAUCAUCCGGUGCCAGUCGCACUCGCAAUCGCACCGGCUACGGGUCUCGCUCGAUCUCUUCCUAACAAGCCUGCGCGAGUACAAAUCCUCUAGUCUUCUGCGCGAACCACCCGCUGAUCUGACGAUCCAUCCACGACGGAUCAGCCGAUCGGAUCUGCAGAUGGCCGUGGCUGGGCCAGAUGGGAAGGUCAAUCCCCAAAACACGGUGUGCUAUGUGUGUGGUCCUCCGAGUAUGACGGAUGAGUUGGGGAGUGUUUUGGGGGAGUUGGUGGGCCAGAAGGAACGUGUGUUCUUUGAGAAGUGGUGGUGA